AUGUUACCGAAAGAGCCGACUGGAUCAGCAACCUCGCCGACCGAUGCCGGGGUGGAGACAUGGGAUCCGAAAGAGGAGACUGCCUUGGUACGAAAGAUUGACUUGCGAAUCUUCCCGGUCAUGGUUGUGCUAUUCAUUCUCAAUUUCAUUGACCGGAACAAUUUCGCCAAUGCUCGACUGAAAGGACUUGAAGAAGACCUCCACCUUACCGAUGUACAAUACCAGACUUGUAUCUCAAUCCUUCUGGUCGGGUAUGUGGCUAUGCAGGUACCUUCAAACAUGAUCCUGAGUAAAUUAUCGCGGCCGAGCUGGUACCUUUGCGCAAGUGUGGUAGUCUGGGGCAUUAUCUCAGCUGCGACCGGUGCUGUCCAUAACGCCACUGGAGCGAUUCUUUGCCGGUUCUUCCUGGGCUGUGUUGAGGCGUCUCUCUUCCCUGGAAGCAUUUACCUUCUAUCGCGAUGGUACACUAGAAGAGAGAUGCAAGUACGAGUAACUCUACUGAAUAUGGGGAAUCUCGCAGCCCAAGCAUUCGGAGGUCUCAUCGCCGCGGGCAUUCUUUCCGAUAUGGAAGGCAAGUCGGGUCUUCGUGCUUGGAGGUGGCUGUUCAUCAUCGAGGGCGUGAAAACUAUAGCGUGUGGUGCCGGCGCUGUCUUCAUCUUGCCAGACUAUCCCGCAGGGACCAGCUGGCUCUCGAACCAUGAGAAAGAGAUAGCUGUCAAGCGGUUGACCCUUGACGCUGGUGUUGCUGAGGCAGUAGAGAAUGAAAGCGCUCUUCACGGUUUGAAGUUGGCUGUCAUGGAUCCCAAGGUCUGGCUUCUUGGUAUUACCUAUCACGCAACUAUCAUGGCGCUCAGCUUUAGUUAUUUCUUCCCAACAAUCACGCAGGCUCUAGGAUAUGACACCACAAAGACUUUGCUUCUCACCGCACCGCCUUGGAUAUGGGCAAUGGUUUUCUCGUUGCCUAAUGCUUGGCAUGCAGAUAAGACUGGGGAACGGUUUUGGCAUUAUACGACACCGGCAGUGAUCUGCGUUGUUGGGUAUAUUAUAUCUAUGACCACAACAGCGACGGCUCCGCGAUAUUUUGCCAUGUUUAUGAUGACAACUGGCUACGCCUGCGGCUUCGUAAUGCUUGCUUGGAUCUCUAAUACUAUCGUUCGACCGGCAGCGAAGAAAGCCGCUGCCAUUGGUAUAGUCAAUGCAAUGGGUAACAUUGGAAGUAUUCCUGGUUCCUACAUCUGGCCAUCCAAAUACGGGCCCUACUAUGUGAAGAGCUUUGGUGCUGAGUUAGCAAUUUUCACCUUUGCGGUGGGUUGCGCCUUCCUUCUGCGCACGUAUUUGAAAUCCCUUAAUAAGAAAUUGGAUGCUGAAGAUAAGGUACCCUUCGAAGUCACGAAUGGAACUGUGGAGCAGACUGCUGCACUGGCUGGCAAGAUGCCACAGCAUAUCCUCGAGGAUACCAAGCACUUUAGGUAUCUCUACUAA
Neoarthrinium moseri is the source of this 1482-nucleotide messenger RNA. RefSeq lists its product as uncharacterized. Bases 1 to 1482 code for a protein of 493 amino acids. The record is from RefSeq and is a predicted model, not a curated record. Gene Ontology annotation, cellular component: membrane. NCBI's taxonomy places the organism in Eukaryota, Fungi, Ascomycota, Sordariomycetes, Amphisphaeriales, Apiosporaceae. Gene Ontology annotation, biological process: transmembrane transport. The transcript is spliced from 3 exons. Gene Ontology annotation, molecular function: transmembrane transporter activity.